This is a messenger RNA of Klebsormidium nitens, 3103 nucleotides long. Lineage: Eukaryota; Viridiplantae; Streptophyta; Klebsormidiophyceae; Klebsormidiales; Klebsormidiaceae. The record is from the annotation of a GenBank genome assembly.
AUGGAGAGCAAAGCUCCACAAGCCGAUGAGGGGAGCACGACCAGACCCCUGAGGGUUGCAAUCAUCUGUGGGGGACCGUCUGCUGAGAGGGGCAUAUCACUGAAUUCUGCAAGAAGUGUGCUCGACCACCUGCAGUCAUCUGACAUUAACGUGUCCCCAUAUUACUUGGACCAAAACCUGCAAGCGUAUGCAAUCUCAACUGCACAGAUGUAUUCCAAUACGCCCUCCGACUUCGACUUCAAACUUGCCAGUACUGCCCAGCGCUUCCAAACACACAAGGACUUCCUUCGUCACUUGAAGGAGAACGCUGACAUCAUGUGGCCUGUUCUACACGGCCAGUUUGGGGAAGAUGGGGGCAUACAGCGCCUGCUCGAGGGUGAGGGGCUGCCGUUCGUCGGAACAGGCGCAGAAGCGGCUGCGAAAGCUUUUGACAAGUACGAGGCGGCGCAGCUUUUGCGAGCAGCUGGCUUUGCCACCCUCCCAGCGUUUCUGGUCACGGACCCUGCAUCCGACGAAUCUGCCCUAUCGGCCUGGUUUGACGAGCACGGGAUCGACGAGGAAAACGGCCGCGUUGUGACCAAGCCGGCCUGUGCUGGCUCGAGCAUCGGCGUCUCCAUCGCUUAUGGGCUCCGCGACACGCUUAUGAAGUGCCAGCACAUCAUCGCGGAUGGCAUCGACUCCCGAGUGGUCGUUGAGCUCUUCGCCUCAGGGGGUCGCGAGUUCACAGCCAUUGUCCUAGACGUCCCGUCCCCCCAAAACGAAGAAACUGAAAAUGUGCACAGUCCCAGAUCCGCCCAGCCUGUCACUCUUCUGCCCACAGAAGUUGAGUUGAUACUCGAACGAGAAUUGGAUGGAGUAAAGGCAGCGGGGGCUAUCUUCAACUACCGGAGAAAGUACCUCCCGACCAGGCAAGUUGGUUAUUACACCCCCCCUCGAUUUCCUCCGGCAACAGUAAGCGCAAUCCGAGAAGGUGCUGCGAAGCUGUUCCGUGUUUUGGGGCUCAGGGACUUCGCAAGGGUAGACGGUUGGCUCUUACGGGCGGACGGAAGUGGACGGAAUCCGGACGGAAACGGAGGGGAAACGGACCGAAGCGGAAGGAACUCGAGCGGAACGAUCGUCUUUUCGGACAUCAACCUGAUGAGCGGCAUGGAGCAGACAAGCUUCCUCUUCCAGCAAGCGGCGGAAGUGGGGCUAGCGCAUGCUGACGUGUUGAGGCGGGUUUUGGAUACGGCGUGCGCACGCAACGGGAUUGGGGGGCCGGGAAUGGGGAGUGACAACAGCAAACAAGGAACCCCGGCUCCCCUGCGCACCGUCAAGGUCCUCUUCGGUGGCAGCACCUCCGAGCGCCAGGUGUCGCUCAUGAGCGGGACCAACGUGUGGCUCAAGCUGCGCAGCUUCUCCGACCUCGCCGUCGAACCCUUCCUACUGGCGCCGGCUGCGCAGACUUCCGACAGCGAAACUUCGAAAGAAGCGGGAGAAAGAGAGGUCUGGGCGCUCCCUUAUGCAUCGGUGUUGCGGCAUACCGUAGAAGAGGUCGUCGAGGGGUGUGAAAAGGCGCUCGAGCCGGAGACCCUGACACGUGUCGACACGCUGAGGAGCCACGUCAUUGCUGAGCUCGAGCGGGCCUCCAGCGGCGCGGCCUGCUCGACCUCGGAACCCUCCUCGCAAACCCAGUCCCAAACCCCAGAGUCUCCGGGUGGAAACUCUGCCAAAGCUUCUGGGUCAGAAAGAAAAGCCAAUAACGCUGGCUCCCUAACCCCCAAAAAACCCCUGGGCUCCAUUACGCCAUCAAAACCUCGCCGGCUACUGUUGCGAGACUUCAUCCGAGAGUCGAGGGAAGAGAACGCGGUCGUGUUUUUGGCUGUGCAUGGAGGGAUUGGAGAAGACGGCACUCUACAAGAUAUGCUCGAAAUGGCGGGGGUUCCACACACGGGCUCGGAUGCGGCGGCUUCACGAACGUGUAUGGAUAAGUAUGCGACGGCGGAGGCGAUUGCUCAUCUCCGCCCCGACGGCAUCUUCUCUGCAGCCAAGCGCGUUUUCCCGACCGCCCAGCUGCUAGAAACCCUCUCCACUGAUCACACCGCUUCUCUUUGGGACUCCCUCCUUAGAGAGCUCGACUGCAUGCACGUGUGCGUCAAGCCCGCGUCCGACGGCUGCUCGACCGGUGUCGCGCGGUUGGACCACGUGGGGGAUCUGACGUCAUACCUGACGGCGGUGCGGGACCGGAGGCCGCAGCUAGCUCCGGGGGCGCUGAGCACCAGCGAGGGGGGGGUGGAAAUGGCGGUGCCGCCGCCGGCGCGGUUCAUGUUUGAGCCGUUCAUUGAGACGGAUCCGAUUCUCAUCCGGCGGCAAACGGAAAAGAGCACAGAGCAAAGUCGGACAUCGGGGCGCUCCGCAGAUUCAGGGCGGAACGGAAACGGAAACGGAAAGGACCAUGAAGGGGAGGAGGCAAUUUUGGGGGUGUCCGAUCGGGCCUCCCCAUUGGUUGCUAAACAAAUGUCGGGUACGGAACUAGUGUGGGCAGGAAAGUCCCGGUGGGUCGAAGUUACGGUCGGGGUGUUGGGGCCAAAGGGCGCAAUGAAGGCGCUGAGUCCGAGCAUAACGGUGAAGGAGAGCGGGCAUGUGCUGUCUCUGGAGGAGAAGUUCCAGGGGGGAACUGGGGUGAACCUGACACCCCCCCCCGCCGAGAUCGUCAGUCCGACCGCUCUCCGGUCGUGCAAGGAGCGGAUCGAGCUCGUCGCGGCCGCCCUGGGGUUGGAGGGUUUUGCUCGCAUCGACGCCUUCGUUCACGCGGAUAGUGGCGAGAUCAUUGUGAUCGAGGCGAACACGGUGCCCGGCAUGACUCCCUCCACGGUGCUGUUCCAUCAGGCUCUGGCAGAGGAGCCCCCAUUGUAUCCCAAGGCAUUCUUCCGGAAGGUUGUCGAGUUGGCAAUCGUUGCUCGUAGACCAUAAAGACUCCCUUGUAUUGCGACGGUGACUAAUAUCAACUACCUAGUCGUGUCAGAGAUCGACAGUCAUGCCUGCAUCUAAAUGAUGCUGCCGGGUCAAGCCGGGGCUCGUCGACUUGGUUGUAUGGUUGAUUCGGCUCGUGAGGCUUUCGUAC